AUUAUGCAGAAGGCCGCCGAACGGAAUUUCAAGGCUUUUAUUGCAUGUAAGUCAAUUUUUAAAUUGAUUUCUUUUCAUCUAAUUCAGUAAUACAAAAGUGGUUAAUGAUUCUUUCUAUUUGGAGGAAAACCUGACAGAAAAUGGAAACUAGAAUUCGAUCAGAUAGUGUGCUACAGCGUCGCAGGCAAAUUAGCGUCACUGGAAUAACAACUAAAGAAGAUGUAGAUGAAAUAAGAAAAAGCUUUAACAGAUACAUUCACUAUUAUCUCAUUAAAGACAGGAACGUAGCUACUAUUCGAGACUAUUAUUGUUCUCUAGCUUAUACUGUGAAAGAUCAUUUAGUCAGCCGCUGGAUAAGAACCCAGCAACAGUAUUAUUCUACUGAUCCUAAAAGAGUUUAUUAUUUAUCUCUGGAAUAUUAUAUGGGAAGGUCCUUAACAAACGCUAUGAUAAAUUUAGGCAUUAAAACUAUUUGCGAUGAAGCUUUGUAUCAACUCGGUCUAGAUCUAGAAGAAUUAGCAGAUAUUGAAGAAGAUGCAGGAUUAGGAAAUGGAGGUCUUGGUAGACUGGCUGCCUGUUUCUUGGAUUCAAUGGCCACUUUGGGCAUACCAGCCCAUGGCUACGGCAUUCGCUAUGAAUAUGGAAUAUUUGCGCAAAGAAUUGAAAAUGGAGAACAAAGAGAAGAUCCCGAUGAUUGGCUAGCAUUUGGUAGUCCAUGGGAAAAGGACAGACCGGAAUAUGUGAAAGAAGUUAAUUUUUAUGGCAAAGUUGUCAAAGACGCAGACGGUUAUAAAUGGGUUGAUACUCAAGUAAUAAAUGCUAUACCUUAUGAUUAUCCUAUUCCUGGUUUCGAAAAUAAUGUAGUUAAUACUAUGCGUUUAUGGGCGGCAAGAUCACCAACAAGUUUCCAUCUCAGGUUUUUUAACGACGGAGAUUACAUCAACGCCGUUUUAGAUAGAAAUGAGGCUGAAAAUAUUACUAGGGUUCUUUAUCCAACGGAUAACUUUUUCCGAGGUAAGGAACUGCGAUUGAAGCAGGAGUAUUUUUUAGUUGCUGCAACCAUCCAAGAUAUUAUACGCCGAUAUAGAACCUGUAAAUUUGGAAGCACACUUCCUGUUCGAAAUUCGUUUGAAGAAUUUCCCGAUAAAGUUGCUAUUCAGUUAAAUGAUACCCAUCCAUCUCUAGCAAUUCCAGAGUUAAUGCGAAUAUUUCUCGAUGUAGAACAUAUUUCUUGGGAAAAAGCGUGGGAUAUAACUGUGCGAACUUGUGCAUAUACCAAUCAUACAGUAUUGCCUGAAGCACUAGAAAGAUGGACAGUGAGAAUGUUUGAAAACCUUCUUCCUCGUCAUUUGCAAAUUAUUUAUGAAAUAAAUGCCAGGUUUCUUCAAGCAGUUAAAGAAAAAUGGCCAGGAGAUAACGAGCGAUUGCGAAGGAUGUCACUUAUCGAAGAAGAUGAACCAAAGAGAAUCAAUAUGGCUCAUUUGUCCAUAGUGGGAUCUCAUGCUGUCAAUGGUGUGGCUGCUAUUCAUUCGGAAAUUUUAAAGAAGGAUCUUUUCAAGGAUUUCUACGAAAUGACGCCAAAUAAAUUUCAAAACAAAACAAAUGGUGUAACUCCUCGACGCUGGAUCCUUCUUUGUAACCCCGAUCUUUCUGAUGCUAUUUUUGAGAAAAUUGGAGGCGACUGGGUCAAACAUUUGGAAUACUUGCAACAGCUGAAGGACUUUGUCAAUGAUAUAGAUUUUAUAAAAACUAUUAUCAAAAUUAAAGAAACAAAUAAGAUUAAGCUAGCUAAUUAUCUUUUUCAGUAUUAUGAUAUACGAAUUAAUAUCAAAUCAAUGUUCGACAUUCAAGUAAAGAGAAUUCAUGAGUAUAAGAGACAAUUAUUGAAUUGUUUGCAUAUUAUCACAAUGUACAAUAAAAUUAAAAAAGAUCCUGAUGCUCCGUUUGUGUCCCGAACAGUGAUGAUUGGAGGAAAAGCAGCUCCAGGAUACCAUGCAGCGAAAGAUAUCAUUAGGCUUAUUUGUGCAGUGGCAGAUGUUGUGAAUAAUGAUCCUGUCAUAGGGAACAAAUUAAAAGUAGUUUUCUUAGAAAAUUACAGAGUAACGUUAGCUGAGAUUAUUAUACCUGCUGCUGAUCUUAGUGAACAGAUCUCAACAGCUGGAACAGAAGCUUCAGGAACUGGUAAUAUGAAAUUCAUGAUGAACGGUGCUUUGACCAUAGGCACUUUGGACGGAGCUAACAUUGAAAUGAGUGAAGAAUUGGGUGGCGAAAAUAUAUUUAUAUUUGGUAUGACUGUGAAUGAAGUUGAAGAAAUGAAGCGUACAGGUUAUGAUGCCUGGUAUUAUUACAAUACGAUAGAUGAUUUGAGGGAAAUAAUUGAUCAGAUUAAUAAUGGUUAUUUCUCUCCUCAACAUCCGGACACUUUUAAAAAUCUUAUUUAUUGUUUAAUGAACCAUGAUCGUUAUUUUGUACUAGCUGACUACGAAUCAUAUAUAAAAUGCCAAGAAAAGGUUAGCGAAAUAUAUACUAAACCGCAAGAAUGGGCAAAGAUGGCAAUAAUGAAUAUUGCAUCAUCCGGGAAGUUUUCAAGUGACAGGACUAUUACCGAAUACGCAGCUGAAAUAUGGGGUGUAACACCAACUUACAAAAAGUUUCCAGACCCAAAACUUCCUAGAGAUGCUUAAUAAUGCCAAAAUUUAUGAAAAUCUUGUAUAAAUUAUCUGUGUAAAGUAAUCUAAAUUAGUAUUGAACAAAUUCAUGCGAUGGCAGUUUUCUUUGAAGCAUAAAAAGAUUUCAAUAAAUGAAAUUCG
Messenger RNA from Stegodyphus dumicola, 2810 nucleotides. RefSeq names its product glycogen phosphorylase pseudogene. NCBI's taxonomy places the organism in Eukaryota, Metazoa, Arthropoda, Arachnida, Araneae, Eresidae. The record is from RefSeq and is a predicted model, not a curated record.